Stomoxys calcitrans (stable fly) is the source of this 1200-nucleotide messenger RNA. Its product is annotated as glutathione S-transferase 1. Gene Ontology annotation, biological process: glutathione metabolic process. Gene Ontology annotation, molecular function: glutathione transferase activity. Bases 165 to 836 code for a protein of 223 amino acids. The transcript is spliced from 3 exons. Lineage: Eukaryota; Metazoa; Arthropoda; Insecta; Diptera; Muscidae. The record is from RefSeq and is a predicted model, not a curated record.
UUUUAAAUUCAGUUCUCUACUGACGUUCGCCAUAGAAACUAUCUCUCGUAAAGACAUAUCGAUCGGAUACACAGUACAAACAAAACAAAAAAGACAAAUAAAAAAGCAACUACCCACAAUAACAACACCAACAAGAAAGUGCAAAUUAAGCAGAUAAGAUAACCAUGGCAAAACCUAUUCUAUAUAUGGCCACUCUGAGUCCGCCAUCAAGAGCUGUUAUGCUAACGGCUAAGGCCUUAGAUUUGGACUUGGAGUACAAGCACAUCAAUUUACUAAAAGGUGAACACCUUACGCCGGAGUUCAUAAAAAUGAAUCCCCAGCACACCAUUCCUACCUUGGUCGAUGGCGAGGCCGUCCUAUAUGAUUCACAUGCAAUAUGCGCUUAUUUGGUGGAGAAAUAUGGCAAAGAAGAUACAUUGUAUCCCAAAGAUUUGUUGCAACGUGCGCAGGUUGAUGCCCGACUCCACUUUGACUCGGGGCAUUUAUUUGCACGCUUGCGUUUCCUCUAUGAACCAAUUUUGUAUUUUGGAUCCACAGAUUGUUCCAUAGACAAAAUUGCCUAUAUUCAAAAAUGUUGGGAAAUCAUGGAAAGCUUUCUUAAGGAUCAUCCUUAUCUGUGUGGCGACAAUAUGACAAUUGCGGAUAUGUGUUGUGUGGCCACCAUCACAUCGGUAAAUGAUGUGGCACCCAUUGAUGAAUUUAAAUUUCCCAAAUUUUUGGCUUGGCUCAAACGUAUGGCCGAAUUGCCCUACUACAAGGAUACCAACGAAGAAGGUGCCGAAGAGUUGAAGAGAAUUUUCAAGGAAAAAUUAGCAGAAAACCGUGGAGCCAAAUAAAAGCAAAUGAAAUAUAGGAGGAUUGCACAAACGUCAACACACGCAUACAUAUCGAGAUCUUAGUUCAUUUUUUGAUGGGAAGAAAAAAGGAAGCCUAUAUGACAAUGUUGCUAACAUAUUUUGCUGUCGAAUUUAUAAGCCCUCAUAUCAAAUAUUUUUAUGAUCAUGUUAUUUGCCGAAUGUCCAAAAUUUUUUUCAUUGACUAGAGAUUGAUGUGUACGUACAAAUUAGCACCCAUAUCCUAUUUGCAAUUCUAAAAAAAAAAUUGUUAAUACCUAAUUUAACAAACUUACAUGCAUAUUUUAUAAAUAUUUUAAAUAGUCUUUAAUUGUAUGAAAUAAAAAGAAUAAUAAUGAAAAAAAAA